CUUCAACCGAACAAAGAAAAAUAUUUCAAAAGAAAAUGACUAGUUUUGUUUGGAUCAUCUUCUCCAUUUAUGCUUUCUUCCCCGGCUUGUCCACUUCUUACACCUUAUUGUUUCAGGGAUUUAACUGGGACUCAUGUAACGACCGAAAUGGGUGGUACAAUACGCUUAGAAAUAAUGUACCUGACAUAGCCGCUGCCGGAGUUACUCAUAUUUGGCUCCCACCUCCCUCUCAAUCAGUCGGACCACAAGGGUAUCUGCCGGGGAGGUUGUACGACCUCGACGCAUCGAAAUAUGGCAACGGCGGCGAGCUCCGAUCACUAAUCAAAACCAUACACGACAACGGCAUGAAGGCCGUGGCCGACAUCGUGAUCAACCACCGCACGGCCGAGAGGAAGGACGGCCGGGGAAUCUACAGCAUCUUCGAGGGCGGGACCCCCGACGGCCGCCUCGACUGGGGCCCAUCCUUCAUCUGCCGCGACGACACCCAGUACUCCGACGGCACCGGCAACCUCGACUCCGGCGCCGCCUACGACGCCGCCCCGGACGUCGACCACCUCAACCCGCGCGUCCAGGCCGAGCUCUCCGACUGGCUCAACUGGCUCAAGUCCAACAUCGGCUUCGACGGCUGGCGCUUCGACUUCGUCAAGGGCUACGCGCCCUCCAUCACCAAGAUCUACAUGGCCAACACCCGCCCGGACUUCGCCGUAGGCGAGCUGUGGAACGGGCUCGCCUAUGGCGGGGAUGGGAAGCCGGCGUACGAUCAGAACGGGCACAGGAACGAGCUGGCGGCGUGGACGGAUAACGCCGGUGGGGCGGUGGCGGCGUUCGACUUCACCACUAAAGGGAUCCUGCAGGCGGCGGUGGAGGGGGAGCUGUGGAGAUUGGUAGACCCUCAGGGCAAGCCCCCGGGUUUGAUCGGGAUUAAGCCGGAGAAUGCGGUCACGUUCAUCGACAACCACGACACCGGCUCGAUGCAGAUGUUGUGGCCUUUUCCGGGGCAGAAGGUGAUGCAGGGCUAUGCUUAUAUCCUUACUCAUCUUGGAGUUCCAUCCCUGUUCUAUGAUCAUUUCUUUAGUUGGGGGAAGAAGGAUGAGAUUAUAAAGCUGAGCGCGGUGAGGAAGAGGAAUGGCAUUGAGGCAGGCAGCAAGGUCGAGAUUCUGAAAGCGGAGGCUGAUCUUUACGUGGCGAAGAUCGAUGAUAAGAUCAUCACCAAAAUCGGCGGGAAGAUGGAUCUCGGAAAUCUAAUUCCUACAAAUUUCAAGGUCGCAACCAGUGGAGAUGGUUAUGCUGUUUGGGAGAAGCAAGGUUGAUUCUGCAUUUGGGAAAUGUAGUGAAAAAUACUGAGCUGGUGGAUGCAAGUUUGAAUAUGCUUAUUAAGAAGUGAAUGAAAUAUAUUAUUAUGCAAACACAGUUUUGAAAUUGGGGGCCCAAGAAUUUUAUGAAUUCAUCACUUAUUUAGUCUGUGGCUGAUUGUGUACUUAAUGUCAAGGUCUUGACCCCAAGUUUGAUUACCUUCAGCUGCAUUUUAUAUUUUAGCUUUAUUUAAACUUUUAA
Salvia hispanica is the source of this 1554-nucleotide messenger RNA. Its product is annotated as alpha-amylase-like. The record is from RefSeq and is a predicted model, not a curated record. Gene Ontology annotation, molecular function: calcium ion binding; alpha-amylase activity. Gene Ontology annotation, biological process: carbohydrate metabolic process. Lineage: Eukaryota; Viridiplantae; Streptophyta; Magnoliopsida; Lamiales; Lamiaceae.